Ambispora leptoticha is the source of this 1707-nucleotide messenger RNA. Lineage: Eukaryota; Fungi; Glomeromycota; Glomeromycetes; Archaeosporales; Ambisporaceae. The record is from the annotation of a GenBank genome assembly.
AUGUUAAAAAGAACAAAACAUGAACUCGAAGGAGACACUUAUAAAAGAAUUCGGUUCGUGGAUACAAUCUCGAAUGAUAAUAUAGCAGAACAAGAAAUCAAAGAUGACAACACUCUAUACACUAGAAUCCGUCUGGAGAUUAUGAACUGCAUGUCCCUAUUAGAAGCUGAGCAAAUUAUCGACGCGUUACUGACGUUAAAUUGCUGUGCCAGAUGUGUAUUUCGGUUUUUGGGUAUUUUUAGUUAUGAUUAUUAUUGUGCUGAUGAAGAGGUUCUUUUGGAAAUACUAUCACGAAUUCGAUUAGAAAUAAAUUCUAAAGUCCUCGACAACAGUAAUACUGAGGAUAAUACUAAGAAUAGUGAUAUUAAAAAUAACGAUUUUGAAUUAUCUACUCCACAAAUUUCAUCUAUUAUUUCCCGCCCUCUUCAAACAACCGAAAAUAAAACAAUAUGCAUCACAUGUUUUGACCUUCUCUAUUACGCCGACACUUUACAAUACGUGAAUCACAUUUCAGGAAAGUUACAAUCGCAGAAUUACGAAAUCAAAGAUUUUGACUUGAUCCCUACACUGCCAAUAAGUUUAAUCUUAAGAAAUCAUUCAACGAAAAUUUUUAUUAAAAAAGUGUUAAGGGAAAAGAACCUUGAAUAUAAAGUAUUAUAUCCCGUUGAUUUGGUGAAACUAUUCAAGUAUCUCUUAAUUGGAUCGUUUGAGAAAACGACAGGGUUGACAUAUUCACCUGAGAGUCUAUUGAAAAUCAAAAUUGAAUAUAUACACAAUGAUACUCGGGAUAGUCAUUUAUUUCUUACUAAAAUACCAGAGGCUAAUUUCUCAAUUAAGCGAAUAAAAGGAAAAAGAGGUCAGGUACCACAGUGGAGUGGAUAUUCUCGUAAUCAGAUUAUAGAUGCUUUGAAAAAAGUUCGGGAUGAAAGAUAUGUAGAAUUUGACAGUUGUCCACCGUUAGAAAUAAAAGCCAGAGUAAAACAAUUAGAGCCAAUAAUCAAGCAUGAAUCUGUGUACAUUGGAGGCAGAUACAUAAAAUUUUCCCGUAACCUUCCACAAACACCAUGGAUCAUUAACGGAGUCCGUUUAAAAGAAGGAUCAGUCGCCGAAAUUAUCGGUACAAAAAUAAGACAAUUAUUUAGAGCAGACGAUUAUACGUUUGUCCCGUCAGGUCGUGAAGAUUUUGAUGUACGUAUGUUGGGCAACGGACGCCCGUUUUAUAUUGAAUUGAAGAACCCACGCCGGAUUGUAUCUUCCCUUUUUUCACAAGAAAUAAAUGAAGUGCAGGAUCGGAUUAAUUCGACUGAGGAUAAUGGCGAAAUGGUUCGACAAGGCGAGGAUAAUAAAACCAAGACAUAUAGUGCACUUGUAUGUAUCUCGGAACAAAUCACACCAAAGAUCCUCGACAGCAUAAACAAAUACAAAACAACUGGCCUAACAAUCAAUCAGAAAACACCAAUCAGAGUAUUGCAAAGACGUACAAAUAUGGUACGGCAACGUCAAAUUUAUGAGAUUGAAGCGAGAGCACUGGAAGGACAGUUUAUGGUUAUUAAAUUGGUUACUGCACCUGGAACUUAUAUCAAAGAAUUUGUUCAUGGCGAUCUCGGCAAGACAUCUCCGAAUCUAAGUUCAAUUAUUGACUGCACUGCCGAUAUUUUAGAGUUGGAUGUAUUGAAUGUGGAUUUGGAAUGGCCACCAGAUAGCUAA